Molecule: messenger RNA, 5013 nt
Organism: Gadus morhua (Atlantic cod)
Lineage: Eukaryota; Metazoa; Chordata; Actinopteri; Gadiformes; Gadidae
Gene: ephb3a
Product: eph receptor B3a
Exons: 15
Coding region: 504-3287 (927 amino acids)
Biological process (GO): axon guidance; ephrin receptor signaling pathway; protein phosphorylation
Cellular component (GO): dendrite; plasma membrane
Molecular function (GO): transmembrane-ephrin receptor activity; protein binding; ATP binding
Source: RefSeq, a predicted model, not a curated record
CCCCCACCCCCUCUUUAGGUCCCGGUCCCAGGAUUGCCAUUCCGACGCACAUUCCUUGAGGAGCAACAGCUACGUGUAGUUGGCCCAGUGGAUAAAGGAGAUCUGUCGCUGCAAGGCUUUCGGUUCUACUGGGCGAGCCUCAGGAACUUGUCGACAGAAACACCGAUCCAGAGAGGGAGAGAGACACCGAUCCAGAGCGGGAGAGAGACACCGAUCCAGAGAGGGAGAGAAGAGGGCGCGUUGUAGUGCAUCGCUUCACGCUCCUUCAAAUGACGGAAUAGGCUACAUGUGAAUCAAACACGAACAACUAAAAACGCAAAGUGCAGUGCUGAAUCCUUGGAUGUGAUCUGGAGGAUGGCGUGGUGAUGAGACAAGACGGCUCAGUGAGGACAUGAUACCCGGGGAUGUAACACGGCCGGCGGCUGCGGCAGUUCUUGUUUGAGUCUUCGUUGUCCGAAGGAUCCAGUCCGCACACCUUUCUCCAUGUUGGAAGGUCUGGUUUCAUGACAAUGGAUUACUGUCUCUGGGUGUGCAGCCUGGUGCUGCCGGUGGUGUUGGCGGUUGAAGAGACCCUGAUGGACAGCCGGUGGGCGACCACAGAGCUGGCAUGGACCACCUUCCCAGAGAGCGGGUGGGAGGAAGUGAGCGGCUACGACGACUCCAUGAGCCCCAUCAGAACCUACCAGGUGUGCAACGUCCGCCAGCCCAACCAGAACAACUGGCUUCGAACCGACUUCAUCCCGCGGCGCUCCGUGCUGCGCGUCUACGUGGAGCUCAAGUUCUCGGUGCGGGACUGCGCCAGCAUCCCCAACAUCCCGGGCUCCUGCAAGGAGACCUUCAACCUGUUCUACUACGAGGCAGAUGGGGACACGGCCACUGACGCCAGCCCCCUGUUCCGAGAGAACCCCUAUGUCAAGGUGGACACCAUCGCCCCCGACGAGAGCUUCUCCCUGCUGGAGGCGGGCCGCAUCAACACCAAGCUACGCAGUUUCGGGCCACUCUCCAAGGCCGGCUUCUACCUGGCCUUCCAGGACCUGGGCGCCUGCAUGUCGCUCAUCUCCGUGCGCGUCUUCUUCAAGAAGUGCUCCACCACUAUCGCCAACUUCGCUGUGUUCCCCGAGACGGCCACGGGCGCGGAGGCCACCUCGCUGGUGAUUGCGCCGGGAGCCUGUGUCUCCAGCGCCAUGGAGGUGUCCGUGCCGCUCAAACUGUACUGCAAUGGGGAUGGCGAGUGGAUGGUCCCGGUGGGCUCGUGCACCUGCAUCGCCGGCUUCGAGCCGUCCGGCGAAAACACACAGUGCCAGGCCUGCAGUCCCGGGACCUUCAAGUCCAAGUAUGGCGAGGGUUCCUGCUCCCCGUGCCCCCCAAACAGCCGGGCUGCCACCCGGGGCGUCAACGUCUGCCCCUGCCUGACGGGCUUCUCCCGGGCCGACAGCGACCCGCCCGACACCGCCUGCACCACCAUCCCUUCCUCGCCGCAGAACGUCAUCUCCAGCGUAAACGAGACGUCCCUCUCCCUGGAGUGGGACGAGCCUGUGGACACGGGGGGGCGCAGCGACCUGGUCUACAACGUGGUCUGCAAGAAGUGCCUGAGCAGGGGGGUCCCAUGCACGCGCUGUGACGACAACGUGGACAUCGCCCCGCGGCGCCUGGGCCUGCGCCAGAGGAAGGUGGUGGUGCGCAAUCUGCUGGCCCACACGCCGUACAGCUUCGAGGUGCAGGCUGUCAACGGUGUCUCGGGGAAGACGGCGUUGGCUCCGCGCUUCUCAACCGUCAACAUCACCACCAACCAGGCCGCCCCCUCGGCCGUGCCCACCGUCCACCUGAUGAAGUCCACGGCGGACACCCUGAGUCUGUCCUGGCUGCCCCCGGAGACGCCCAACGGAGUCAUCCUGGACUACGAGAUUAAAUACUACGAGAGGGGCCAGGGCAUGUCCCACACCGUGACCGCCCAGCACAGCUCCGCCAAGGUGGAGGGCCUGAGGGCGGCAACGCCCUACGUGGUGCAGGUCAGGGCGCGCACCGUGGCCGGCUACGGACGCUACAGCAACCCCAUGGACUUCAGCACCAGCCUGCACAGUGACCCCCAGAGGUCGGUGCAGGAUCAGCUGCCUCUCAUCGUGGGCUCUGCCACCGCCGGACUGGUGGUCAUCGUGGCCUUGGUGGUCAUGGCGGUGGUCUGCCUUAAGAAACAGCACAGCGGCUCAGAGCUGGAGUACACGGAGAAGCUGCAGCAGUACAUUUCUCCGGGGAUGAAAGUGUACAUCGACCCGUUUACCUACGAGGACCCCAACGAGGCUGUCCACGAGUUUGCCAAAGAAAUCGACAUUUCCUGUGUGAAGAUUGAGGAGGUGAUCGGAGCAGGGGAGUUUGGGGAGGUGUGUCGCGGGAGGCUGAAGCAGGCGAGCCGCAGGGAGGCGGUGGUGGCCAUCAAGACCCUGAAGGCGGGAUACACUGAGCGCCAGAGGCGGGACUUCCUGGCGGAGGCGUCGAUUAUGGGCCAGUUCGACCACCCCAACGUGAUCCGCCUGGAGGGGGUGCUGACCCGCAGCUGCCCCGUCCUCAUCAUCACCGAGUUCAUGGAGAACGGAGCUCUGGACUCCUUCCUUAGGCUGAACGACGGCCGCUUCAACAUGACCCAGCUGGUGGGCAUGCUGCGCGGCAUUGCGGCGGGCAUGAAGUACCUGGCCGACAUGAACUACGUGCACCGCGACCUGGCCGCCCGCAACAUCCUGGUCAACAGCAACCUGGUGUGCAAGGUUUCCGACUUCGGCCUGUCCCGCUUCCUGGACGACACCUCCGCCGACCCCACCUACACCAGCUCCCUGGGCGGUAAGAUCCCCAUCCGGUGGACCGCCCCAGAGGCCAUUGCCUUCAGGAAGUUCACCACGGCGAGCGACGUGUGGAGCUACGGAAUCGUCAUGUGGGAGGUGGUGUCGUACGGAGAGAGGCCCUACUGGGACAUGAGCAACCAGGACGUGAUGACGGCGGUGGAGCAGGACUACCGGCUACCCCCGCCCAUGGACUGUCCCAUGGUGCUGCACCAGCUGAUGCUGGAGUGCUGGGUGAAGGAGCGCAACCUGAGGCCCAAGUUUUGCCGCAUCGUGGGCACACUGGACAAGCUGCUGCGUAACGCCGCAAGCCUCAAGGUGGUCACCAGCAACCAGUGCGGGGACCUGUUGCAGGUGGGGGGGACUCUGCCCGGCCACCACAGGAAGAGUCCAGAUGAAGGCAGUCAGGAGAUCGUCCGUCAGCAGAUGAGCCAGACGCUCCCCAUCAGAGUGUGAGACGCCUGGCCGGAGGAGCCAGGACGCUCUGAGGAUCCACCAUGCGGCCUCCAGAAGAACAUGAAACCUGAAAAAUACCAAGAAACUCUUUUACGUCAAGAGCUGGGUGUGUACAAAAUAAAUAGAAAAAAAAGUACUGGAAAAAAAUGAGGAUCGGAAAGGAAGAAACUUAUCGAUAGAGGAAGGAACCGUUUUGAAUGUUUUUUUAGGCGACCUCGUAGAACUGAUUCGCGAACGUCCGCCAAAUGACUUCCGACAAAGGUAAACUUUGCAGUAACGUGUUCAUUAUUUGACACUUGUGGAUUAGUGAAAAUGUCCGUUGAGUGAAGGCCAGCUCUCUUGCGCCCCCUUCUUCCUCCUCAGGUUAUGUUUGCAUGUCUUGCAUGGUUUUAUUUUUCGCCGUUUAUUUCAGACUUUCCAGUUGGAAAUAUAGUCUCAUAUCUGUGACCUGCCUGUGUGGUCACCAUGGAGGUGACGACCGGCCGGAAGGCAGACCUAAAUGUACAGAAUGUUAUAACAGUGCCAAGCUGAAGAACUGUUACUUCACUGUAACAGAGCGAGAGACAGAGCAAGAGAGAGAGCUUGACCUCUGAUCCAGAUCAAGCUCUGCCCUUUCCUACGCUGUGAAGCCCUUCUUUUUUUCUCAGUAAUUUUUUUAAUCAUCUGCACUCUCUUAAAUGUCGUCUUCCAUGUCGAUUGGAGGACUUUGAAAUGUGCUCUGUAAAAAAGAAAAAGUAUCUAAAGUCUUCUACAGAUGAUCCUAGUCCUUAUACGCUGUAAAACAGGUCCAGUGACCAAGAGACGGAACACGUCAUUGAACCGGAACAAAAUGGAUGCCUUCCCUGGGAAAAAAAAGUGUAAAGAUUUUUUUUCUUUACCUUAACAGUUUCUUUGAUGCCGUUCCCUAUAAGGGAUUUAAUACCGAUCAUUUCCAAGUCUUAUUUUAUUCAUAUAUGCAUUGUUUUGAAUGCUAGGUUAUUACCACAGCAAGGCAGUAUUCAGUAUUUUUAUAAAGGUAGGGGGGGCUUAUCUUUUUUUAUGCUUGUUUUAAUUUUCACACAUGGACAAACAACACAUUCAUAAAUAAAAGACAUAAUCGAGUAUUCUGCCCUUGCAGGAAAAAAAAGUCUAGAGUCCCGACCCGGGACUUUAGUUCCCGGUGGAUUGGUGUGUUGUGCGUCACUGUGGCCAACACACUGCGGACAUGGGGAGUAUUGAUGUUAAAUAUCCAGAUGAGGACAGCUGCGUGACCUUAAUAGUGACCUGCCCUACAUGUCGUCAUAAUCGUAGACUGAGCAGCAUUCCUCUUGGCAUGUUCCUCCUUGUUUUAAAGCACGCCAGCUCUCAACGCGAUUCCAAAGGAACAGGUUGUUUAUAAUAUGCAUUCACUAUAUUUGUAUUAGGUCUGUCAACUAGGGGCUCAGAAUUAUGUAAAACCGGACUGUUCCGCCUCUCAAGACAACAUGACGGUUUUAAUGUUACGAAGCAAACUCAUGAAAAAUAAAAAACUGCAUUUCAAAUUUAGAAUAUUACGUAGUUUGGAAUAAAGAAACAAGACAUUGAAAGUACCUCUGUGUCUAAUAGGACAGACAUUUACCCAAUCCAGUGCAAUUAAAUGGUGUAUGAGGGUUGUACAAUUAAAGGAAAGGAAGAACGAGACAAAAAUGCGCAUUUCUCUUUCAGUAUUUUUACGAUAAUCAUAUGCAAAUAAAUUAUUAAACUCUGA